This is a messenger RNA of Anopheles nili, 1529 nucleotides long. RefSeq names its product aldehyde dehydrogenase 1A1-like. Gene Ontology annotation, molecular function: aldehyde dehydrogenase (NAD+) activity. NCBI's taxonomy places the organism in Eukaryota, Metazoa, Arthropoda, Insecta, Diptera, Culicidae. The record is from RefSeq and is a predicted model, not a curated record. The coding region runs from base 60 to 1529 and encodes 489 amino acids. The transcript is spliced from 4 exons.
GGCAAGCGUUCUAGCAGACAGUCUGUGUGGUCAUCGUCCUUCGAAGCAACGGCAGCAACAUGGCGAAUCCAAAGCAGGAGAUCAAGUACACCAAACUCUUCAUCAACAACGAGUUUGUGGACGCAAAAGCUGGCGGUACGUUCGUGACGCUCAACCCAGCCACGGAACAACCGAUCGUAUCCGUCGCUGAAGGUGGCCAAGCUGACGUGGAUGAGGCCGUACGUGUGGCCAAAGCAGCGUUCGCCCGUGGCGCACCCUGGCGCCAAAUGGAUGCCUCAGGCCGUGGCCGUCUGCUGAACCGGCUGGCGGAUCUAAUGCAGCGUGACAUCGACACACUCGCGAACCUGGAGGCGCUUGACAACGGCAAAACCUUCGCGGACGCAACGUUCGACGUGAACUGUGCGAUCGACACGUUCCGGUAUUAUGCCGGUUGGGCGGACAAAAUCCACGGCAGCACGGUACCCUCGGACGGUCCGGUGCUGACGUACAUCCGCAAGGAACCGGUCGGUGUCGUUGGACAGAUCAUCCCGUGGAACUAUCCGGUGCUGAUGUUGGCCUGGAAGUGGGCUCCAGCGUUGGCCGCUGGCUGUACGCUUGUGUUGAAACCUGCCGAGCAGACGCCGCUUAGUGCGUUGCAUAUGGCCGCGUUGUCGAUGGAGGCCGGAUUUCCGGCCGGUGUGAUCAACGUCGUGAACGGGUUCGGUCCAACGGUUGGGGCCGCAAUUGUUGCCCACCCGGACGUCCGGAAGGUGGCGUUUACGGGUUCGGUUGAGACGGGACGAUUGAUUUUGGCUGGUGCGUCCACGUCGAACCUGAAGAAGGUGUCGCUGGAGCUCGGUGGCAAGAGCCCGCUGGUUAUCUUCGCUGAUGCUGACCUCGACGAAGCGGUUGAGAUCGCACAUAACGCGAUCUUCGCUAAUCACGGUCAGAACUGCUGCGCCGGAAGUCGUACAUUCGUGCAGGAAGGCAUCUAUGACGCCUUCGUUGCAAAGGCCGCUGAGAUGGCACGUCAACGUCGUGUUGGAGAUGCAUUCGCAGAUGGUAUCCAGCAGGGUCCGCAGGUCGAUGAGGAACAGUUCCGGAAGGUGUUGGGCUACGUGGAAUCGGGUGUUAAAGAGGGCGCCAAAUUGCAGGCUGGUGGCAAGCGUUUUGGAACCGUAGGAUACUUCGUUGAACCAACCGUCUUUUCGGAUGUCACCGACGGAAUGGCGAUCGCGCGUGAAGAGAUCUUUGGCCCAGUCCAGAGCAUCCUGAAGUUCCGCACACUCGACGAGGUGAUCGAGCGGGCCAACAACUCCGAGUACGGACUGGCGGCGGGUGUCGUCACCAAGGACAUCAACACCGCCAUCACCUUCACGAACGCGGUCGAGGCCGGCUCGGUUUGGGUCAACUGCUACGACUACGUGGUGCCAACGACGCCUUUCGGUGGUUACAAGCAGUCCGGAAGUGGCCGCGAGCUCGGCUACAGCGGUAUCGAGCUGUAUCUGGAAACGAAAUCCGUCACGAUCAAGCUGCCAGCGAAGGUGUAG